GAAAAAGAGAAUAACUUCGUGUUGUCUUGGAAAAAUAAACAAUAAUUUUUUAUUAUCUCAUCGUUCUUCUCUUCCUCCAAUCCAAACACCCAUGUUGUCUUCCGUCCUGAGAAUUUCUGUGCUUCCGCUUGGUUUAGGUCGAAUACAUUUCAUGAUGUCGACGCCCAGAUUUUCUUCCAGAAUCAUUCAAUCCAAACGCAAGGUUUCCCACACAAAGUCAGAGGGUGGUUCCGAAUCUUCCAAUGGCAUUUCUGCGCCAGAGGUUAAGGUUUUUGUGAGGAAAAAGAGAGUGAAGAAGACACUAGAAAUCUUAGAGAAGGAGCCUGACACAGAAGCUCGCGACCAGAAACUUUGUUCCCUACCUGAUAUUGAAGAGUUUGCGUAUGGAAUUGUCAAUGGAUCUUCCCAGUCAAGGAAGUCUGAACCUGCUAUUGAUGUGCCUGUGUUGGACACUGAAGCUGAUUCCUCUAUUAAGCUGAUAGGUCAAUCACCUCCCCAUUGGGAAAAGGUUCUUGAAGGGAUCCGCAAUAUGAGGUCUUCUGAAGAUGCACCGGUAGACUCUAUGGGAUGCGAGAAAGCUGGCAGUUCUCUUCCUCCCAAGGAAAGAAGAUUUGCUGUCUUGGCAUCUUCACUUCUGUCAAGUCAAACCAAGGAUAAUGUAACACAUGGGGCAAUUCAGCGUCUCCUUCAAAAUGGUCUGCUUGAUCCUGAUUCUAUAGAUAAGGCUGAUGAAAUGGCAAUUAGGAACUUGAUUUACCCAGUUGGAUUUUACUCAAGAAAAGCUUCCAACUUGAAGAAAAUUGCGCAAAUAUGUCUCACAAAGUAUGAUGGAGACAUACCCAGUUCAUUGGAGGAGUUGCUCUUGCUACCAGGGAUAGGUCCCAAGAUGGCUCAUUUGGUAAUGAAUGUGGCAUGGAACAAUGUUCAAGGGAUCUGUGUGGAUACUCAUGUGCACCGCAUUUGCAAUCGGCUUGGGUGGGUGUCACGGUCACGCACGAAACAGCCCUCUUAUCCUCCUCUGAAUGCGGCCACCAUGAUGGGUCCUCUCCUUGCCUGCCAGAUGCAGUCUCAUCCAUUGCCAUUUCCCAUCUUCUGAAGACCCAUUUGAUCUGCUGCCGAUGAACAGAAGAGAGAGAGAGAGAGAGGAAAUUGUGCCUCCUGACAUUGCCUCUUCCUCCUCAUGCUUCAGGAUCUCUGCCGGAUCCAACCUGUAUACCUUUAAAUGAAUUUGGAUUGGAUACAGAAUGGGGUCUGUAAUAUUUUUUUGGGGGGGGGGGGGGGGGGGGGCGGCGAACAGGCAAACUGCAUGGAGUUGCUUGGCUUGGAUCUGGUUUAACUUAGUAACUCAGGAAAUAUAAAUUGAAAAAAUGUAAAUUUAACUAAUGGUAAUAGUGUUAUUAACAUAAAUUAAUAAUUUUAUUUUUUUAAUGUGUUAAAUUUUAUGUUAUUUUUAUCAAAACUUAUUUUCAGAGAGCCAAGAACUCUCCUGACCCUAAGCACUUAGCCAGUUCAGCACUUAUCAUUAGCAGUUAUCUAAUUCAGCACUUUAUAAGUUCAGCCCUUCUCCAUAAAUGCUGCCA
Molecule: messenger RNA, 1580 nt
Organism: Malania oleifera
Lineage: Eukaryota; Viridiplantae; Streptophyta; Magnoliopsida; Santalales; Ximeniaceae
Product: endonuclease III homolog 1, chloroplastic-like
Exons: 10
Coding region: 92-1096 (334 amino acids)
Biological process (GO): base-excision repair, AP site formation; base-excision repair; nucleotide-excision repair
Cellular component (GO): chloroplast nucleoid; nucleus
Molecular function (GO): oxidized pyrimidine nucleobase lesion DNA N-glycosylase activity; 4 iron, 4 sulfur cluster binding; DNA binding
Source: RefSeq, a predicted model, not a curated record